ACACAACACACACCGAAACAUUUAAAAACUUGUUCUUCUGCUGGAAAGUUGUGUUUCAGCUUGCCUUUUGUUCUCUUUAGUGCAUCGAAAUAAAAAAAAAUACAUAUUUUCUUAGAAAAAAAAGCAAAGUGCGAAGUUCUUUUGUUAAUUAAUUAAAAUUUGAGUCAAUAAAACCCGUAAACUUUUAAUUCGUCAAAAUUGAGAAAAUGUCCAGAAACGAGUGUCGAAUUUAUGUGGGCAAUUUGCCACCAGAUAUACGAACAAAGGAUAUCCAAGAUCUUUUCCAUAAAUUUGGAAAAGUAACAUUUGUGGAUUUGAAGAACCGGCGUGGUCCGCCAUUUGCAUUUGUCGAAUUUGAAGAUGCUAGAGACGCAGAAGAUGCAGUUAAAGCUCGCGAUGGCUACGACUACGACGGAUAUCGCCUGCGAGUGGAAUUCCCGAGGGGCGGAGGCCCCGGUAGUUACCGUGGUGGUCGAGGGGACCGUAGCCGGGGUGAAGGAGGUCGCGGCGGAGGUGGUGGCAGCGGUGGUGGAGGAGGACGAGGCCCGCCAACUAAGCGAUCACAAUUCCGCGUAAUGGUCACUGGAUUACCUCCGAGUGGAUCGUGGCAAGAUUUAAAGGAUCAUAUGAGAGAAGCAGGCGAUGUUUGCUUCGCUGAUACAUACAAAGAUGGAACAGGAGUUGUAGAAUUUUUACGUCACGAGGACAUGAAAUACGCCAUCAAAAAGCUUGAUGAUUCAAGAUUCCGAUCGCAUGAGGGAGAAGUGUCAUACAUUCGUGUCAGAGAAGAUAGUGGUGAAGAAAGAGGACGCGGAGGUGGAGGCGGCGGCGGUGGCGGUGGUGGUGGUGAUUACCGUGAUAGAUCUCGUUCUCGUUCGUACUCUCCAAGACCAAGACGACGUGGAACUCCCACUUAUUCUCCAGUACACCGUGUAUCAUAUUCAAGGUCACGUUCAGACUCCAGAUCUAAUUUUUAAAGCUAAAUAUCAAAAUCACUAUUUAACUAAUCUGAAAUCAAAACUUAAUGAACAAAAAAAAACAAACAAUUUUUUAUCAGACAAAUUCAAAAUAACACACACGCCGUUUUACUAUAAGAUAUUGUAAAAUGUAUUUUUAAAUCCUAAAAGAUAAAAACGUAGCUACCACAAGCUGAGCGAUAUAAAAACUAAUAACUAUUCUUCUUCAUAAAUUUAAGUGCAACACUUGUAGAUAUCUUGAAAAGUUAUUCAAGUAAAAUCUCCCUUUUCAUUACUUUCAUGCAUUUACAUCAACCUGUUUGCACAUUCCUCAUUCUUACAAAUAUCACAAUAUAAAGUCUUUAAUUGAAGUUUAAAUAUUUCAAUGGGUUUUUCAUACCCAUAUAAUUUAUACUAAACGUGUAUUGUAGGAAUUGAACAAUUACCACUCAAAAAAGGGUUAUAAUAAAGAAAAAAAAAAAAUCAUUCACCAACAUUAUAAAUGUGCUCCUACAUCCUUAUGCAUAGUAUUGCAUUAAAUUUUAAUAAAAAUUGAUUGUACAUUUUAAAAAUCAUUGAAAACAUUUUAACCUAUUAAUUUAUUAAUUAAUUGCAAGGAAACAUUUAAUUAACAUAUUUUUCUUUUUCUUUCACGAAAAGUGUAUGGAAUUGGAUAGUUUGAUUUUAACAUGUAUGGAAAAGGAUAACGGAUUAAAAAUAUAAAAACAGAGUCAAAAGAUCUCAGGAUUAAAUAGGAAAAAAAUCAAAAUACAUAUUCUGAAAAACUGUGGAAGGACAGAAUGGAAACCCUGGAUGUGAAAAAUACGCACAUAAACAGGAUUGCCAAAUUUGUAUUAUAAAGGAUUUGUAUUUUGGAUAAAAUUUAAUAACAAUAGGAUAUAGGAAAGGAGCAAAAUAUCUCCUUUGGAUGAUUCUUGACUUCAUUUCUCCACACUUCGUGCAUGCGGAUUUUCCCUGCUUUAACAUUAUUCUCAUGCCUGUUCUCUCGUCCGGUUCGUCCUUUUAAUAAUUUUUGAAUCCUCUUACCUUCUGGACAUUAGAAUUAAAAAAAAAAACAAUAACGAACCUUUUUUUAAACACAAUUCUGGAUUUUUGGAAUGGAAAUCGUUUUGUUUAAACUAUGGAUUCCUUCUCCUGCUUCUCUGCGUAACAGUAGGACGUCGCGGGAGGAUUUUCAAAGUUUUAACAUUUUUCACCCCCCUAAGAGUAAUUAUUUUCAAAUUCACAUUUAUGGAAACAUUCUCCAACACUCAUCUGCGCGCACCGUGCACACCUUUCGUUAUUGAAAUUUUAUAUGUACUUCGUUAUCACCAAGGAUACUCAAUUUUUGGAUUCAAGACCCUUCGCUCAUUUUUUAAGGAUUUUCUUUGGAUAUCUAUCAUUUCAAAAAAUAAAAUAAAACGAGCGGAAAGGGAUUUCCACGAUGGAUUAUGGGAUAAUUCCCAGGAUCAUAUUCACUUUCACGUUGCAUGCAUGUGUGUAAUAAUCGUAGGUGGUGGGUCAGUCCAGUGGUAUGUUUGUUUAUUUUUUAAUUUCUCAUUUUCUUGUUAUUCUAAUGAUCAUUUCUAGCUAUUUUGAUAUUAUUAAUAACCAAAUUUAUUUAUUAUUUAUAAAUUUGAUAUAAAUUAACAUAAGCGCGAAAUAUAAAAACAAAAAAUAAAAAUAUUUUUUGAUGCAUGUCUGUAAGAAAGAAAUUAUGUGUACACUUUGAGAAUCAUUUUGUUUUGUAUUCGUUCAUUUAUUGCUCAAUGUUUCAAUCAAAACAUAAAAAAUGAUAACUACUAAAGCUUGAUGAUAGAUAUUUUAUCGUGUUGAGUGUUUUUUGGAUAAAAAAAAUUAUGCUGGAACAGAUAAAUUAAUAAAUAAAUUAAUAAAAAAAUCAAG
Molecule: messenger RNA, 2861 nt
Organism: Episyrphus balteatus (marmalade hoverfly)
Lineage: Eukaryota; Metazoa; Arthropoda; Insecta; Diptera; Syrphidae
Gene: SF2
Product: serine/arginine-rich splicing factor 1B
Exons: 4
Coding region: 207-977 (256 amino acids)
Cellular component (GO): cytoplasm; nucleus; ribonucleoprotein complex
Molecular function (GO): mRNA binding
Source: RefSeq, a predicted model, not a curated record